AUGCUGUUUCUAGAAGGUGUUCAGAACUUGGGGCGUGUGACUGCACCGAUUUUCAAAGAGCAUUUAGGAAGAAACGCUGUGUUGAAGUGUAAGACUAAGAGGUAUGUACACAGCUCCUGUGCUCUGACAGCCAAACUCAAGGAUCCUCCAGGCGUGAAGAAACCCCCAGACGGCCUUCCUGUCUUCCAGUACAUCGGCAAACACACCAAGAGGGUGAACAAGAUCUUCGUCUGGGGAAACGCGGUUACCGGCGCGUUGGGCAUCCCGGACUUUCUCAACCCACCUCCCAGAAAGCGUGUCCGUAAGCACCAGACCGUACCUUACUGCCUGCAGGACUUUUCGCAAGAAGCGCGAACUGUUUCUUGUGGUUACGGUUUCACCGUUCUCACGAGUUCAAAGGAGCGAGGGAAGGUGUGGGGUACGGGUGUGAACACUGAUUCGCAGCUAGGCUUGCAGAAGGCCGUGAAAAGUACCCACGAAGGAGCGAGCGCGAUUGUCUUAGAUUACGUGAUUGCGCCUGCACCUGUGGAUCUGCCUCUCGCGCAGCUGCAGGAGACCCAGGUGCUUCAGGUGGCCUGCGGGCGGGCGCACACCCUGAUCUUGACAGACGGGGAAGGCGUGUUUUCCCUCGGGAACAACGCGUACGGCCAGUGUGGCCGCCCUGUGGUGGAAAAGGAAGACUACAGAGGCAGCCCACAGGUUAACAAGGUUAAUGUCAAAGGGAAAGUGAAGCAGCUAGCAGCUGGGCUUGACCACAGCUUGUUUCUAACCGAAGACGGAGAGGUGUACAGCUGUGGGUGGGGUGCCGACGGUCAGACGGGACUGGGACACUACAAGACCGAGCACCAACCUACCAGACUCCUGGGAGACAUCGAGGGCGAGAAAAUCACGCAGGUGGCGACAUUUGCCGACUGCUGCCUCGCUGUCUCCGAGAAAGGAGACCUUUUCGGCUGGGGGAACUCCGAGUACAAUCAGCUGGCUUCUGUGACAGAUACAACGCAGGUUAACAUACCCAGACUCUUACCGUUCGACUACAUCGGGAAAGCUGUACAGGUAGCAGUAGGUGGAACGAUAUGUGCCGUCCUAAACAACCAGGGUCAGGUGUACGUAUGGGGCUACGGGAUACUCGGCAAAGGUCCCAAACUUGACGAGACCCCCAUCCCAGAGCAGCUACCGGAGGCGCUGUUCGGACGAAACGAUUUCAAUCCAGACGUGACGGUGAAGGAAGUCAAGGCCGGACUGAACUGUUUUGCGGCGGUGACGACAAUCGGAGACUUGUACACGUGGGGCGUGAACAAACACGGGUGUCUGGGACUGGGGCACCAGAAGGACCAGUACUUUCCCUGGAGAGUCUCUCUACCAGGAGAGGUUCUGAGUGUAGACUGUGGGGUGGACCACAUGGUCGCCGUCAUCAAAUCACUGCUGUGAUGCGUCUUUACAAGAACAGAAUAAGUGAACAUUU
Molecule: messenger RNA, 1462 nt
Organism: Branchiostoma belcheri (Belcher's lancelet)
Lineage: Eukaryota; Metazoa; Chordata; Leptocardii; Amphioxiformes; Branchiostomatidae
Product: RCC1-like G exchanging factor-like protein
Exons: 1
Coding region: 1-1428 (475 amino acids)
Source: RefSeq, a predicted model, not a curated record